UGUGCCGUAAUGGCGGCCAGCACGAGUGGUUUGUCGUGGUUUGACUUUCUCUUCACUGACAAGACUGACUUACUAAAAAACCAUCUCAACGACCCUUCAGCAGAUCCAUCUGCAUCACAGCUGAUUGUUCAGUUUCUAGAGYGUUCAGGCAUAACAGCAUCACAGCAGCAAACAUCUGAUGCUGCCCCAUCAGUUGAUAAUAAGCGUGGAAAACGCCUGAAGGAGUUGGCACUACAGGUUGGCUUCUACUUGAAAUGGAACCUUGAAGCCUUUGAAGAAAGUUUGUCAUUGCACUGGCAAAACCUGUUUUUCAAUGAACUAUUAAAGCUUCAAACACCAUCAUACCAAAAUGUGAAGAAUGGAUUGGUAUCACUCAAGGAACUCAAUGAAAAAUCUGCCAUGGCUCUUAUUAUAUAUUGUCGCUGGGUGAUAAGGACACUAGCACAGCACUUUUUACCAAACAUUGGAAAGCCAAAAACUAACAUGUUGGAGGCUGCAGAAAAUGAAGAAAUACUGAAAAAUCUUAAAGAACAACUCUCCACUUGCAUUUCCAUCCUCGAGGAUACUCUGAACCUUACUAAAGACCUUGAGUUGCCUUGUCCAUUAGACCAGAACACUGCUACAACAGAAACACCUGCCAAAGAAUCAGAUACGGAAGACAAGAUUGAUGAUCCUGAACCUGAUGGGAAGGACAAUAAAUUAAAGAAAGAAAGACUAGAUGAAGUAGAAACAGUGAGAAUAGCAGACAUCAAGGCACAGGUGUCAUUUGAUCUGGGGACUUUAUAUUUUUACCAAGAAAAAUUCGAAAAAGCUGCCAAACUUUUCCAGCACUGCAAGGAAGCUAAGUGUUGCAGGUCAUCGUGUUAUACAGUCCAAGAAGAUAUGUUACAUGGCUAUUACAUGUCUUGUUCUGGUUUAUUGGACAAUACAACAGACAGUACAACAGACACCAUGUCUGAAGAGAGACAACACAGUAAUUCUUUGCUGGAACAAGUGCAGCAUUAUAAAUCCUCAUCCUUUAAGGACCUCUUGCAGCUUCUCAUCACUGAUAACAUACAACAAGAACUUCCCAUGGAUUACAGAAAAUCACUGGAAAAAGAACACUCUGGCAGCCUGCAGCAGCAGAUUGAAGCCUGUAAUAUUAUAAGACUAGUUCUAGAGGGUCAACUGACUGACUCUGAUUUUUGGAGUGGCUUAAAGACAAGCACCAAAGAWYACCUUGAAUGCAUCUUGUCAUUAUGUGUACAGACGUUACAAAUUAAGGAUUCCAACACAUUCAAGCAAUCCCUGGACAAGGAUUCAAUAUUUCAGAUUUUGAAGUCAUUUGUUUGUUUGUUGUGUAGCUGUUUUGAAGAUGGAUUCAAAGUAGCACAAAACUCUGAAGCUAAAAUAUUUCUUGGUGAUUUUAAGGCUGAUAAUGACCAAGUUGAUAAGAAGAUGGAAGUGAAUCCAGUGAAGUACAGUUCAGUCAAUACUUACCCAAUGUUUAGAAGUGAUGACAAGGAUCUAAAGUGUGGCUACCUACAGCAAAAUCUCCGGUUGAGUUUUGACCCAGAAGAGAUCAACAGUAUUGUUGAGGAAUUGCACAAGAUUCAGCCGUCAAGAAGGGUUCACUUAGAGAAUUUGACGUGCAUGACAUACAAGGCGUACAUUGAUGACAUCCAAGACCCUCUUCUACAAGAAAUAUUACACAUCAUGUUUUCCAAAGCCAUGCAGUGUGCUUCAAAAAAGGCAUAUGAAGUAUCUAUGGCCCUAUUGCAAUAUGCCAUUGGAAGGUUAGGCGCAACCAAUACCGGACCAGUGUCAGCCAUUGAAAGGGUUAAAAUGGCGAUCAACCAAGAGCUUCUAGUUAUCRACUUAAAGAAAAACAAAAGCAAAAAAGAAGACUUGGUUAAUCAAGUCAAGUCAUACAUUCAUCAAACCAGUAAUUGUAAAUCAAGACUGAAAAUGUUUCUAUCCAUAGAACUAGAUAUCUUACCUCACGUGGAAAGAGUUGCAGUGGUAUAUCUAUUGAACAGCAAAGAACUGACCUUCCUGUCAGACCUCAAGAUGGACACAGAAGAAUCCACUACUAUAGAUUAUAGAACUCUUGGUUCUUUGCUGGCAGCCGCUUGUCUGUCUGUUAUGAAGCCUCAGCAGUGGCGCAAGUACAUACGCCUACUAUGGGAUGGAGUGCUCAGAAUAUUCAGCUCAACUGUACAACACAAGAGACCCCAAGAUGGCAGACCUACAAUCCCAAUAAGGAGAGAGGCUAGCAGUAUGAGUGUAUCAAGCUUUCUAGAUUUUGUUGACCACAUCCAGGAAGAGACUUGUUUAGCAGUUGUUGUAUCAUGUCUCGUAAGGCUGCACAAUUUAUCAAAGGAGGGGCAAGAGAAUGCCAGAGAAAUCUUCAGCUCACAUGGUUACCUUUGGCCAACGUCUGUCACAAACCGAAGUACCGUGAAUUUUGAGCAAAUAGACCAUGCCAUGCUGCACACUACCAAACAUGCUGUUAUAGCCUACCCAUACAAUGCCGUGUGGCUACAAACAUUGGGUGAUAUAUAUCUUGAUUCCAAAAAUUAUUCCUCGGCCCUCAAAUGUUACAUUGAGGCUGGAGCAUGUUCAUCGUGUCUGUUUUAUUCGUCCAUCCCAGUGACCGUCUGGGACACUCAGAUAUUCAAGAAGAUGGUUGAAUGCUGUAUGGAGCUGAAGGCAUACAUACAGGCUGCCCUAUUGUGUCAGUGUAUGGACCCAAAGGAUUAUGCAACUGCCUUCAAAGCCAUACAGUUAGCCGCAACUGCAGCCGGUGAAGAUGCAAUGGAUCAAUAUUACAUGCUGUUCUGGGAUGUCACGAUGUUAGAAUACCUUAUAAACACUCAUUUCCAGCAAGGACAACAGGAGAAAAAAUUCCUAGCGAUUCAAACCAUAAGUCAAGCGGAAUUGAAUAUUUUUAACAAUCAGGAUAUUCUGGACCACGCUGAAAGCAUCCGAAAAGCUUCAUUAUUCCGUACUUUAGCGAAGCAGUAUCUUUAAGUGUGCCAUUGCCACUCAAUUUACCAACAGUGAUAAGAUCCAGAAUUGACGAAAUAAUGAACGAAAACAAAUAAAAAACGUAAAAAGAUAAAAAAGGCUUACAAUGUCUUAUCCCAACGCAAAGUCGGAAAAAUAGAUGUGUUGUGUGUUAGCGAAGCGCGCUUGGAAAGUCCUCAAUGGGUCGUUGGUCGAAAUACAUAUUGGUGGAAUAAGCGGCGGAAUAUUUGCAAUGAAUUCUAGCAGGUACUGGGUCCAUUUGGACUUGGAUGAAUACUAAAUAGUUUGUAUGUACAGUACUCGAGGUCUGAAUGGGGUGGGAAUACAUAUUUUCAGAAAAUUUCUAAACAAUUAUAUCCGUACUAUAAAAAGGAGAAAUUUCUGAAC
This is a messenger RNA of Actinia tenebrosa (Australian red waratah sea anemone), 3396 nucleotides long. Its product is annotated as integrator complex subunit 8. Lineage: Eukaryota; Metazoa; Cnidaria; Anthozoa; Actiniaria; Actiniidae. Gene Ontology annotation, cellular component: integrator complex. Gene Ontology annotation, biological process: snRNA 3'-end processing. The record is from RefSeq and is a predicted model, not a curated record.